UUGGUGAAGUCCUUAAGAGUGUUGAGGUUCGCCCGGUCGAUCUCACCUCCAGAACCGUUCAGUGUGAGUGGUCAUGGCUGCCACUUCCUUCUGGAAAACUACAGAAGGUAAGUGCUACCUUUUGAAAAGGACCUCACCUUUCCCACGACAUUGCCAAAGCCCUCACAAGGAGUGUCCCACGGACGAAAGCCACAGCUAAACUCUCGUCCUCAAGGGCAACUAUAUACGCCCACCUACCAUGACCAUGAACACUGCCAAUUGCAUGUCUGGAGCUCGGCAGACGGGACCCGACGCUGCAAUCACGUCCUCGCAAUCGCAAACCGGCCAUAAUGCAGCAAAGAUGGCUUCGUCGACGUCCUUGUCUGGAAGUCGCUCCUCCGAGGGGCCGGACCAAAUAUCCCACAUGGCAAAUACCACCUCCAAGCACGAGAACGUCAGGAACAAUCUCACCAUGCACCCCGAACCACCUGAUGAGCACGGCCUUCCCGUCGAAAACGGACAGCAUCAGUCUUCAUCUCCAGAUGGAAGUCCCACCAGAGUGGAAAUCGAUCCCACCUACCUGACCCCAGUGGCAACAGAUCGACCCCCAACAACAAACUCCAACAACCUCCCAACACCAAUGCUCUACGGUUCCAAUCCGUGCUCCCCAUGCAUCUCUGACUCGAAUCUCUCCCUUCUCUCCCUCGGGUCCUCCCUCCCCACCCUCCGCACGCAGCUCCCAAGAGCGACAUGCAACAUGUGCAACCGCGAAAUGUGUCCUCAGUGCGACCCGGCCCACAACCACGUCUGCGGAGUCUAUCUGGAAGCGGCGCGCAAGCGGAACGGCAACUCUCUCCGUGGAAAUGAGUACAUGAAUAUAUUUGUGUGGGCGUGGGAAGGGACGAAGAAUGUUGUUGUCCCGCGGAGGUUCUUCAGAGAUUUGGAAGUUGGGACGGGGAGGGAAUGGAGGGCGCCUAGGACGAAAUGGUGGAGGAGAGUUGUGGGAUGGGCGUGUUGGGGGGUUGGAAGUGUAGUGAUAGUGGUGUGGUUGGUGGUGUGGAGUCCGGUGUUGGUGGGGGUGUGGUUGGUAGAGGAUGAGGUUUGGAAGGCUGAGGGGGAGAAGGGGAAGGGGUGGUAGGUUUAUAGGUUGGGCUGUGGAAGAGCUGUUAUAGAGAAAAUCAAAGUAUGCGUC
Westerdykella ornata is the source of this 1171-nucleotide messenger RNA. RefSeq lists its product as uncharacterized. NCBI's taxonomy places the organism in Eukaryota, Fungi, Ascomycota, Dothideomycetes, Pleosporales, Sporormiaceae. The record is from RefSeq and is a predicted model, not a curated record. The transcript has a single exon. The coding region runs from base 239 to 1117 and encodes 292 amino acids.